Messenger RNA from Pseudogymnoascus destructans, 3682 nucleotides. RefSeq lists its product as uncharacterized. The coding region runs from base 2 to 3682 and encodes 1226 amino acids. The transcript has 2 exons. NCBI's taxonomy places the organism in Eukaryota, Fungi, Ascomycota, Leotiomycetes, Thelebolales, Thelebolaceae. Gene Ontology annotation, molecular function: protein-folding chaperone binding; ATPase inhibitor activity. Gene Ontology annotation, cellular component: cytoplasm. The record is from RefSeq and is a predicted model, not a curated record.
CAUGCUCGGCAAGCUCUUCUCGAACGCGGCCUCGAGCCUAACCCCCUCGCGCGGCUCUCCCUCGCCCUCCCGACCAACCUCCUCCCUCGACUCCGUCCAAGAGGACAUCCACACGCGCAACCUGAUCUUCCCCGACGCCGAGGCGCUGUACGCCCACCAGCACGACCAGGUCUUCCCCAUGACCUCCUCCACCGUCAGCAUGCUCACCGCCGCCCCGGCCGCUUUUGAUACGAAUCCCGAGAUCGAGCUCGAGACCCGCGAUGUUAGGGUUGUGGUUAUGCAGGAGGCGACGUCGACGUUUAAUACUGCGGCGCUAAUGUACGACAGCCACCCCCACCUCGACGCGCCCGCCUGCCCCGUGCUGAACAACAGCUUCGCGACAUCUGGGCGCGGCGGCCGCGGCGCCGGUGGAGGGGCAAACACAACCGCCACCGCGCGCCGCACGAGCAUCGGCGCCAAGCCCGUGGUAAUCACCCAAGAAGCCCCCCGCUUCGGCGCCUUCGACCGGCGCCCAAGCGCGCACUCACGGCAGGGGAGUUACGUAGAAACAGAGGGCCAGCGAACGAGCCGCGAGUACAGGGAGGAGAUCGCCACGAUAGCGAAUUGCAUGUUCGGCGCCAGCGACGUCAUGGCGCACAAGGGCACGGGGAGUAAAGUGCACAUCCUCCCCACGGACCCGCGGGGCGCCACGCAGUACCCGUUUGAAGGGCAUGGGUCGCUCGGCCGGUCGAGUAUGCGGAGUGGGAGUCGGCUGGCGCAGAGUUUUACGUCGGAGAGUGUGGGGAGGGGGGAGGGGAAUGGGGGGGGAAGGAAGAGGGUGCUUGUUACGAGGAUCUUUCCGGUGCCGUUGUUGAGUGAUGAGGAGGAGGAGACGCCGGGGGCGUUUGAGGGGCAGGGGUUUCCGUUCCCGAAGGCGGAGGAGGGGGGGAGGGAGAGGGAGAAGGAGAGGAAACCGAAGCAGAAGCGGACGCCGAUGUAUGCGAUUGGGCUGGUGAUUCAGCUGCCGGCGACGCAGAAUUCGCCAUCGACACCGCGAUCGGCGUACCGCGGCGUCGGGUCAUAUGCAGAGAAUGAGUUGAUUUCGUCGUCGUUCAACUCGCUCCGGCCGAGCUGGACGGUCUUGGGAUCGGGAUUUGGCGUGGAGUCGCUAGAUUCGUCGUUCAUCAGCGACGUAGAUGAUCGAAUCGACAUGGUAACCCAACACUGGGACAUCACAAUCCGCACCCUUGACCACCUCCAAGCCGUCGCCUCAUCAGACAUCAUCGUCCUCCUCAAACAAGUCGACGUCGCCUCCCCCGACCCAACCGGAGGCCGCGGCCCCCACCACACCCGCACCGCCAGCAUCUCCGUAUCCGGCAAGCGCGUCGAAGAGAACAUCAAGCCCCUAAAGCCCAUCCGCACAAACAUCAAGACUGUGCAAUUAAUGCCCUACGCCCUGGCGCGCAACCACAAGCUCCGCGCGGAGAUAGAAUACGCGCGCCAUCGCAUCGUGGGGGGGAUCAAGAACCUCCAGGUCAUCACGCGGCAGGGCCGAUGGGGGAUCUGGCGCGAUGAGGCGAGGUGGAUGCGGAGGUGGGGGGGGGGGAAGGAACAGGGGUUUUUCUUUUAUAACCUCCUCACUGUCUUUCUGGGGACGCAUACGGAGUGGCUCGAAGCGAUUGGACCGACAUGGUAUAGGAGAAGGAAUUACAAACAGCAGCGCGGCGGCGGGCGGGAUGAGGAUAUGCCGAUUAAAGCGCGGACUAUCAUCGUCGCUGCGGAUAAGAUGGCUGCGCGCAGACUUAUCUUCUUGUUGUCGGCGUUUUUGCCGAAUAAUCAACAUCAUCAGGUUCCCUUUGUUCGCCAGUUCCGACCAGGGACAUCGGUUGGGGGGGCGUUCUCGCAGUCCCCGCCGUCGUAUGUACCGCUUAAUCUGCGCGAAGAGUCGCUGAGGAGACGCGUCAAUAGACCAAAAGUCAAAACCACGAAUCCAGCACAACCAGCUCCCUCCGACGCGCCCUCCCUCCCCCCCGGCGCCCUACCGGUUCCAACCACAUACAACCCAUCCCGCCAACCCGGCCUCGCCACAACCUCCACCGCAACCCCCAUCCCGGCUCUCCCGCACUUCUCAACCCGUCGCCCUGUGCGCGGCACCGGACCCGAGCCUCGACCGGGGAGUAGCGGCAGUCUCGCAGCAGACGACCUGAUUCGGAGUUUGAAGAGGGGCGAUACGGGCGGGAGUGGUGUGAGUGAGGAGAGCUCGUCGCGCUGGAGUGGGGUGUUGGAGAGUUUGUGGGGGGGGAAGAGGAGGGGGAGUACGGAUGUUACCCUCUCCAGCCAGGGGGGGGAGGAAAGGCCGAAGUUGCAUGCCCAGCGCCGCGAGGAGAGGAAGGGGGUUGUCGACAGAGAAGGCGUUAUGAGGGAAAUGACCAGCACCACAGCCCCCCAACCCGUCGCACCACACCCCCCCUCUACCUCCUCCUCAGCAACGCAACCCAUCCACCCCUCCGGCGCCUACGAAUCCCCCGUCAAAACAUCCAUAACCGAAGACGGCGUAAUCGACAUCGACGUCCCCCUCCCCUCUCUCUUCGCCUCCUUAUCCUCCGCGCUGUCGUCGCCGUGCUCAUCCGGUAUCAUGUCCUGUGCCGGUCUGGGAGGGAUGGGGGGGGAUUUAGAUGGCUUCGAGAAUUAUACACGCUCCGAGGGGGGGGAUGAGGGGGCGCUAAAUGUGGGGGGGUGGGUGGGGAGGUUUCAUCCGGAUUUUGUGUUGCAGGCUCUUCCGUCUUCUACCUCUGAUGCUGCUCCAACCAGCACCGUCGCUGGAGGAUCAAAUCCGCGCCACCAUGUCCGCAGAACCCACCCCCCCCCCCCGGUAUCAGCCACGCGAAAUGGGGAAGAAGAGCGAUGGAUUACGGUUUCUACCGCCCUCAUUGCUGAUACGGUGGCGUUCACACUCAAACGCCUCAUUUUGCGGCGGCUAAUCCGUCUCCCCACAUCCCCUCCCCCCUCAGCGGGUGAAUCAGCAGGGAACUCCUACGAUGGUCGCGCGAGUAUAUACGGAAACCCUUACCUAGGUAUGCUGGGGUCACAAAGCCCAGCGGAGGGGGGCAGGGGUGGGGAGGUAAUUAAGGAGGAGUGGGAGGUGGAGAUGUGUAUCUCCUUCGACACUGCUUUGAUCGAAGCUGUUGAGAAAGUGAUGGCUUCUCCCGCUGGGGUGGCGGGUGCGCAGACGGGAGCGCCAGGGUUGGGGACGGGGGGGCAGAAACAAAGGUCAGCUCGGGCGAGUAAGAAUCCGAGCGCGGGGAGCUCGGCGGGGAGUUCGCGAAGCGGAAGCCGAAUCCGCGUCGUCGUUCCUGCGCCUUUACCUUCCCCCGCGCCUGUUCUCGUUUCUCAACCCAGUUCCUCCUCCGCUAGUGCUGGCCCCUCUGUUCCUGCUGGUACCGGUAAUGGCAGCGCAGCAGCGGCAGCAGGACCAAGCAGAGGAGAAGUUGGGAGAGGGGAAAUUGGGAGGACAGAGGAAGUGAAAGAAGAAGAAGUUCCCCGCUCCGAAGUCCGCACGGUCCUGUUGUCUGCGCUAGAGGGUAUUGCGAACGAAGUGGCGAAUUCGAGACCGGCAGCUGGGGUGGGGGGGGAGGGAGAGAGUUUUUUGAGGGAGGGGGUGGGGAGGUGGCUGGAGGCGGUUGAUGAGGGGCUUCUUGGGUGA